Aspergillus luchuensis is the source of this 1101-nucleotide messenger RNA. RefSeq lists its product as uncharacterized. The record is from RefSeq and is a predicted model, not a curated record. Lineage: Eukaryota; Fungi; Ascomycota; Eurotiomycetes; Eurotiales; Aspergillaceae. The coding region runs from base 1 to 1101 and encodes 366 amino acids. The transcript has a single exon.
AUGGCGACUUUGGACGCCAACACUGACGCCAAGGAUCGUCCUCGGCAGUGGGCGGCUCUUUCCGAGCUCACACGGGAUCCCUGGUUUGCUAGACGAUGGAUUGUCCAAGAGAUCUCACUUGCGAAUAGGGCCGUUGUAUAUUGUGGUGAGAAGAUGGUUCAUUGGGAUGUGCUGGUCGAUGCUAUUGCCCUUCUGGUGGCCGACGAAGAGCGAGUCAGAGCCUUGUUCGACCCUUCAGAGUGGCGAUAUGGGCGCAAUACCCUAGGGGAGAUUCAAUUUUCGAGCGCAAACGUCCUUCUUGAGGUGAUAAGUAGCCUGUUUCCAACGACCGAGGACCGAAGCAAACACAAACCAUUGAAAAGUUUGGAAUACCUCGUAACAACUCUCCAAACCUUCGAUGCCAGCGACCCACGCGAUUUGAUAUAUGCCCUAGUCCAUAUUUCGCGCGACUAUUCAGAAGGGAGGAUCACAAUGGGUCCCCAGCCUACGGAAAAGCAGCGAACCCCUGGAGAGGUGCAUCAGCCUUCAGAGAAGGAGCAAGGCCCUGAAGAAGAGGUGCACCAGCUUACAGAGAAGCAGCAAAGCCCUCAAGAUCUGCAGUGGAUCCCGCCCAAGUUACAUAUAGAUUAUGGGACACCUAUCCCUAUCGUUUUCAAGCAGUUCACUCAGUAUUGUGUGGAAGCAUCCGGCUCGCUAGACAUUAUAUGUCGCCCGUGGGCAAAACUGCCCAAGCUUGAGGAACGCUCCCUGCUCAGCUCUUCUGAAGAGUACCUGAACAACAGUCCACUUCCAAGCUGGGUUCCUCUGCUGGAGAAUGAAGAAUUUGGUGGUCCUGGACAGUCCCACAAAGGUCGAAAGAAUGGGUCGGACUCAAAAAGAACGGAAGACUGGUUUGGUAUUUGCCCAAAGAAUACAGCCAUCAAGGACAAUGUUUGUAUUCUGUUCGGGUGUAGUGUUCCGGUUAUUUUGCGUCCAGUGGGGAAAGACGCCUAUAAGCUAGUUGGGGAAGCAUAUGUACAUGGCGCAAUGAGCGGGGAGGUGGUCAGAAAUAUGGAGAAAGAAGCGUUGGAGAGGUCGACUAGAAUAUUUGACAUCAGAUGA